Messenger RNA from Symbiodinium pilosum, 1983 nucleotides. NCBI's taxonomy places the organism in Eukaryota, Dinophyceae, Suessiales, Symbiodiniaceae. The record is from the annotation of a GenBank genome assembly.
AUGCCAGCUGAGGAGCCAUACUUUGCGCCACAAGGUGGCUUCGGCCUUCUGCUGGGGGCGAUGGUGGUGGGAGUUGUUUCUGCAGCCUUCCUGCUGUUUCUCGGGCUCCUUGGCAUUGUGAGCAACAUUCCCUUCCUAGCUGCGCUUGCCCCAGCUCCAGGCGUAGCGGGCAAGCUGGCCGAGCUUGCGGUUCCACCUUACCUGGGAGCCGCCGCUACUGGGAUCGCUUUGUCAAGCGCUUUGUUUCUCAGCCGCCGGGAGGAGCUUGCCGACCGGUGGAAGCAGUGGGGCCUGUUGGCUCUUUUGAUCUUCUUGCUUCUUUGCGUUACGGGCAUCAAUGUUGUGGUGAGCUUUGUGUUUCGCUCUCUGGACAAUGUGCUGGUUGCCAAAAAUGAGUCUGGAUUCUACACACAGCUGCAGCUCUUUGUGGUGGUGCUAGUUGUUGCCGUUCCUACCAUUGCUUUCUAUCGCUUCGUUCGCCUGAGCCUGGCCAAUGCGUGGCGACAGAACUUGAGCAUCAUGAUCCUAGACGAAUAUUUUGCGCACCGCGCAUAUUAUCUCCUGGACUCCAACUCCACAAGCACCAAGAUCGACAACCCGGAUCAGCGCGUCUCAGAAGACAUCGAUGCCUUCACCAGCGAGACAUUGGGCUUUCUUCUGGAUAUCCUUGGAUCUUUCUCGAACCUGCUUUCAUUCGCAGCCAUUCUGUGGACGACGUCGGCAGAUUUGACUUAUGCUCUGGUUGUAUACGCAGUGCUUGGAACAGUGAUCGCACUGUCAGUUGGCAGCAGGCUCAUCGGGAUCAACUACAAGCAGCUGCAGUUGCAAGCGGACUUCCGCUACUCCCUGGUGCAUGUGCGCGACAACGCCGAAGCCAUUGCUUUCUAUCAAGGCGAGGACAAAGAAAGCGAUGUUGUCAAGGACAAGUUGCGGGCUGCCAUCCAAAACUACGACCAGGUCAUCCAGUGGACUACGGGUCUGACUUUUUACCAGAAGGUCUUCUUCUAUGUAGCGCGCCUGGUCCCCUACUUCGUGGUGGGCGGCCUCUACUUCGCUGGCAAGGUGGACUUCGGUACCUUCGGACAGGUGUCCUUUGCCUUCUCCAUGGUCCUCAGUUCGGUUACUAUCAUCGUGAACCGAAUUCAGGACAUCAGCCGUUUCUCUGCUGGCGUCAACCGCUUGGGCAUGUUCUACGAAGCCAUUGCCUUGUCCCGCAAAGAGUUCUUUGAGGAGUCCUCGGCAGAUGCAAGGAUUGCAACGCACACUCCUGACAGCAACAGCGACGAGCAGCUGUCUUUGGAGAAUGUGACCAUUUGGACGCCAACUGGCAGAACACUGGUGGAGGACGUUAGCAUCAGCCUAAGCCUGCCCACCGCUUCUGGAUCUAUGGAGCUGCCAAGCCGUCUGUUGGUCGUGGGCAGCAGCGGUGUCGGUAAGAGCAGCAUCCUCCGUGCCAUUGCUGGGCUUUGGACACAAGGUCGCGGGAGCAUCCGUCGACCUCAGAUGUCAGAGAUGUUCUUCCUCCCUCAAAAGCCGUACAUGCCCCUGGGAGACCUGCGCUCCCAGCUGCUGUAUCCUUCUGAGCCUGGCAAGACAGAUGUGGAUGAUGAGGACUUGCGGCAGGUUCUUAGCAGCUCUGGCGAGGACUUUGGCAAAUUUGGUCUCGGAGACCUGCCGAACAGAUUUGAGCAGGGCUUCGAGACAGUGUUGGACUGGACUCGUGUUCUGUCACUCGGGGAACAACAGCGCUUGGCAGCAGCGCGCUGUCUGAUUGCCCAACCAAGGAUGGUCGUCCUUGACGAAGCAACCUCUGCCCUCCCUGUUGCAGAUGAGCGCAACCUGUACAAGUCUCUUCAAGACCGUGACAUAGGCUACGUGUCUGUCGGCCACCGGCCGAGCUUGGUCGAGUACCAUGACCUCCUCUUGGAGUUGCGUGGCGAAGGCCAAUGGCGGAUCCUGAGCCCCAAGGAGUAUGAGGACUGA